AUGGAGUUGCAGGCGACGAGAGGGCGACGGGUCAGGUGCAUUAAAGAUGAAGCUUCUUACAUUGCUUGCUGUGUGCACCCUUGCCUACAGUGUCUUCUGUGCCAGUGAUGGUGACUGGUGUUACCAUGACCCCAGGUGCGAUGUCGCCACGUGGCCGAAGAACUUUACUAAGUUUUGCAAUGGCUCUCGGCAGUCUCCCAUCAAGAUCACCAAAGCGUCAGCUACCAUAGACCUAAAUCUGAAAAACUUCACCUUCACCAACUAUGACAGCAAAACUAAAUUCAAGAAGAUUAUGAAUACUGGAAAGACUGUUAAAGUGACUUUAGACAGCGGCGUCAAGAUUUCAGAAGGCGGACUGUCUGCAGAGUACGACGCCCUACAGUUCCACUUGCACUGGGGAAACGGAACCACGGCCGCUGGUUCUGAACACACUCUGGAUGGCAAACAAUUUGCCAUGGAGAUGCACAUUGUCCAUUCCAAGACAGCCUACAAUGGAAAUACCACAGUCGCUGUCGCCGACUCUGAAGGACUUGCAGCUCUUGGUUUCUUCAUUGAGGAAUCCACGACUGAUGAGACAAAUACAUUUGACAGCUGGGAGAAGCUGACCUCCUUCCUGACAAAUAUUCUGGACGCAGGAUCUGAGCACGACAUAAGUUCCUCCCAAAUUUCGCUGGAUGAUCUGCUGGGCAACGUGAACCGCUCGAAGUACUUUCGCUACCUGGGUUCUCUGACCACGCCAUCUUGUAACGAAGCUGUGGUUUGGACCGUGUUCGAGGAACCAAUCAAAAUAAACAAGAGCUCGAUUGACAAAUUUGGAACAACCGUUCGCAUUAGCGACGCAGGUUCUGAUGAAAUGGUGAAUGUCUACAGAAACACUCAGACAAACGAUCUAAAGGUCACGUAUUCAGGAGGCAGCAGAAACGUGGCCUUCCCAACGUGCCUUGUAUUGUUAGCUCUGCUUCUGGCCCAGCUGUGGGCGUGAGUCCACUGGGAGAAGUGUGUCCUGCCCAUCAUCGAAUCAUCCAAGUUCAUGGCACCCGACACUUUCAUUUCCCAUUCACGCACUCGACUCAUUUGACAAGUUGAUGCUGACGAAUUAAUUUUAUUGACCAUCCACCUGUUGAUUAACUUAACUCUUCUAUUGUAAGUAUUGGACCAAUGUGAAAAGUGCAGGUUUUAAUAUGAACUUAUGUCCUGUUGUCUUCAUCUGCCCAGUGCUAAUUUUGUAACUUAGAGAUUACACGCUUGACUGGCUGAUGCUAGUGGGUGUAAUGAAUGGACAUGCCGAUUCCACGGCACAGCUUUCCAUUGUGACCUACCUCCCAUGAUGCAUUCUGCCUUAUAUUGCACAUUUAAGUUGUUUUCCCUAAAUAAAGUAAUCCACCACUAUACAAA
Molecule: messenger RNA, 1395 nt
Organism: Synchiropus splendidus (mandarinfish)
Lineage: Eukaryota; Metazoa; Chordata; Actinopteri; Syngnathiformes; Callionymidae
Product: carbonic anhydrase 4-like
Exons: 9
Coding region: 47-982 (311 amino acids)
Cellular component (GO): plasma membrane
Molecular function (GO): carbonate dehydratase activity; zinc ion binding
Source: RefSeq, a predicted model, not a curated record